Cyanidioschyzon merolae strain 10D is the source of this 4341-nucleotide messenger RNA. RefSeq names its product Raf-related MAP kinase kinase kinase, theta-type. Gene Ontology annotation, biological process: protein phosphorylation. Bases 1 to 4341 code for a protein of 1446 amino acids. Gene Ontology annotation, molecular function: protein kinase activity; ATP binding. NCBI's taxonomy places the organism in Eukaryota, Rhodophyta, Bangiophyceae, Cyanidiales, Cyanidiaceae. The transcript has a single exon. The record is from RefSeq and is a predicted model, not a curated record.
AUGGCGCCCUCUUCGGGACAUACUACGACGCCUCUCGACGACAGAGGCGUCCAACAACGAAAGCGCCUGCUUCGUACGCCAAAUCCAACAGAUAAGCGUCCAUUCCCCAUCCGAAUAUUGACGUGGCUCGCAAAAUCCUAUCUGAGUGGUCUGGGAAAUAUGGGCGCGACACUGGGGCCGUCAGAGCUCGGCGCCAGUACGGCUCUCUGGGCCCAGGGAAGUACGACGCCCGAGCGCAUCAAAACUUCGGCAUCCGCUACGAGCAUCGCAGCGCGUGACCGGCCCCAGAGUGCAAGUGCAUCAAAAACUGGUAAAGCUGCACGACCACGGCAUCGCAAAGGGGCACCUUCGACAUCAGGCUCGAUUCGUGCGCAAAACUCGGCGAGUGCUGCUCAGCAGGUGCGCGCGAAGGAGUUCCAAUCUACGGAUGGAACUUGCGGGUCGUUGGCAGAAAGCCCGAUCUUGGCGGAAUCCAGGAAUGUAUCGAGUCGGUUGCCCACUGCGAGCGGAUCCGACCGAUCGACAGGUUCAGGGGUCAGCGCGCAGCCUGAGGCUCCUGAUGCAGCACCCACAGGCGCAACUGCAUCUACUAUGCAAAUCCAGAAUGGGGCAGAGACGGCUCCAGAGUCGUCAACUCAGCGUGGUGUUGCCGAUGUUGUACGGUCGACAAGCGAGGAUAACGUUGCGACUGACGACACUCAGUGGUCAGCACAUGACCAGGUGCAAGAACAGGGCUCUCUAUCCGUGUCCUCAGGGGACCACGGUAGUGCUGUGGAUACCAACGCACGAGUGGCAACGCCCUACCCCGAUGCUGCCGCUGAUAGCAAUGGCGACAGCGUUCCCGCGGACAACACCGGCGAUAGCGAUGGGGCGCGCCCCCAGACUCUCCAGGAGGAGGCGCGUGCGCAGGUAUCGUUGCCGCCCGUGCCGCUGCCUCGGCAGUCGUUCAACUGCGUUCAAUAUUUCACGAUCCUUCGAGGUUCUGGCCGAUCCAUUGUAGAAAUAAGCGAGGGAUCGCCGGUGUCCAUGCAACCUGGUGACGCCGUCGACCUGCUCGCCAUCUGUGCGAAAUCCAGGACACAGGCGCCCGCAGAAGCCAGAGCCGCUGCGCGCCCGUCUUCGAUUUACGCCCGACACGGGGUGCUUUCGAGCACCAACGACGCGUUGAGUGAUGAGCGAAACGGGAAUCACGCGGAUGCGUCCCAGAACUCAACAUUGCUUGAGGCGGCAUCCGAGGGCGCCCGCUCCGCCCAGACAGCGGAGCGUCUAGAAAGCGCACGAAACCCCGACGCCGGCAACUUCGCGUCCGAAAGACCGUGCGAGCUCCCUAGCGUGCUCGACGAGCUGCGCUCAGUCGGCCUCGAACUCUCAGAUCUAGCUGCCGAGGCAAAACCGCAGCGCGCCUAUCGACGACACUACGCUGCCUGGUUGACGAACGUUUUGCAUCGCCCGCGUCCGCGAGGCAUCGAAUUCCGCCGAAUUCUGGUGAUCGACGGCGACCGGGCCCAAUCGUACAAGCGAGUCAUCCAACAUGCUUUUGGAUUUUUAACACUGCUCUGCUCUGGCAGAACGGGUAUCCGCAGUGUCAUGUUUCCGCUGUGUCUCGAGUAUGCGGCCGAUGCAGUCGACGUCUUGACAUACCUGCUGGAUGCGGCCCUGCGAUGGUGUAGCGCCGGGUUGAGCUUGCCCCUCAUUCGCAUCUUGGUGCCGCGAGGCUUCUGCACGCCGAGCGUUCAGCGGCUGCUCUCGUCGUUCCGUGAGUGCAUGGAUGAAGAGGGGCGCUAUGACCCGAAGCGUUCCAAGUCCGAGCAUGUCGCUUCGGUGCAGACCGGAGAUGGCGUCGGAGAUGCACCUCCGCUUUCGGGCGCUCCUGGCGAGACGCGCAGCGAACUCGCACCCGAGUUGGUAUCUCCGGUCGCGGACACCAUUGCUACCUCGCAAGCGAUGGCAUCGUCGAAGCGUCGCCUAGAACGGGAUUUUUUCGUAUUGUACCACCGGGACGAUACCAAAGUUGCAUGGGAAAUUAUUCACGUACUGCGCGUGCGUUUUGGCUUUAAGGUGUUUGAUGUGCACAGUCGUGCACUGGACGUUGCUGCGACAGAACUGGUCGAACGCCAAGAGUGGGACAUUGCGGCCCCGUCGAACGACGGGGGAUUGCGCACUGCGCACUGGGGUUUCCCGAAUCUUUCGGGUGCAUCUGCGACGCCUGCAACUGCUGAGCCACAGACCGUCGAUACGACGACAUUGACGUCCAAAGGAGACGCACAGGGCGUCACAAGAGGGAGCCUCAGGGAGCGUGCGCUCCAGCGUCAUGCAGCCGACGCGGUCACUGAGCCCUUGGAAAGCGGGCCUGAACAUAGUGUCGCCGACGACGAACCUGGCGUCAGCGCUGAAACGCCAGCGAUGGAUGGUGCGGAACAAGCGCCCGCCACUGCGGAUCUGACUGGUGCGUCUUUGGCGGCGGCGGCGGCGGCACGGAAUGAUCAUCGUGGAGCUGCACCCACGACACACUGGACAGCAUCAAAUCCUGGCCAGGGUCAGCACAGGUCGUCCAGCGACAGAAGCGAACCCGUCGCUAGCGCUGAGCGAAUUGGAUUCGUGGAAGGCACAACGGUUGCGCUCGGAGCAGCAGAACAUUCGCAUUACGCGCAACAAUCGGAGCAAGGUCGAGCUGACGGGCCGGUUUCUCCCGACCAAGAGGCCGAUAUUCGCUCCGCUUUCUUUAUGGAUGAAUGGUACAGUUCGAUGCUGCAUUCGAAGAGGUUUGUCGCUCUGGUUUCCGACGGUUUCUUUCGUUCACCUCAAUGUGCGACGCUGUUCUCCUUGGCCCUGUGCCGAGCGCUAGAGCGUGGACCUGAAACCGUCUUUAUGAUCUACUGGCGGAGUACAGACCUGCCGGCCCUCGUUCACUGCAUCCCGAAAAGCAGCAUUCUGGACUGCCGCGAGAGCAACCACGAGGCGCUGACGCGUUCGAUCGGAGAACUCGCCCAAAUUCAUCGUCGUCUUGAACGCGUGGAUCACCUGCGUCAGCAGCAGAGCAGGAGUGCGCUCGCUCAGCAGAUGUGGCAGCAGCAGCAGUCAGCGUUGGCAUCGGAUGCUCGAGGACGCGCCCUCGAGGAGCGACGCACCAUGCAGGGCCCUGCUGAUGCCGCAUCCGCGCUGUCUUCUGGAUGGCUCGCAGACAAAUCGACCAGGCCGGAUCGCGACCUGCACACAGAGGCACAGCGAGCAUUACAGGCGGCUCGAACGCGCGACUUGAACGCCGCUGGCGAAGCGUCUCAGCAGCAACAACAACAACAGCAGCAACAGGCGGAAGACGGGCCCAUCGACGGAUCUACUGCCUCGGAGAUGGAAUAUUACGGGAAUGCCCCACUGCUUUUUGACCGAGAAUGGCGUGAAAAAUGGGAUAUUCCGUACGAAGAGCUUCGCUUUGGAAGCAAACUCGGAGCCGGUGCCUUUGGUGAAGUGUUCAUGGCCGAAUGGCGCGGUGUCAUCGUCGCCGUCAAACAACUGACCCGCGACGACGACGGUUACAGUCUGGAAACCGUGGAGGAUUUCCAGAAAGAGAUGGUUCUCCUCAGCCGAUUGAAACAUCCGAACAUCGUGCCUUUUAUCGGUGCGGUAACCAAGUCACCGCAUCUCUGCAUUGUGCUGGGUUUUGUGAGCGGCGGCUCACUCUAUCGUCUCAUUCAUGCGCGCAAGGCCGCUGCGGACGGCCCUGCCUUCAGCCUCGCCGAAAUUGCCCAACUGGCUCUCGGGAUCGCCCAAGGCGUUCAGUACUUGCAUGCGCAGCAGCCACCGGUGAUCCAUCGGGACCUCAAGUCCCCGAAUGUGCUCAUCGACGCCGAAACAGGCACGCCCAUUGUCACCGACUUUGGUCUGAGCCGCUCUCGUGUGCACACCAUGUUGGCAACGGGUGCUGCGGGUACGCCCGAGUGGAUGGCGCCCGAGGUCAUGCGUCAAGAAACCGUCGAUGAGAAGAGCGACGUCUGGUCCUACGGCGUUAUUGUGUGGGAGCUGAUCACCAGUGACAAGCCCUGGUCCGAUGAACACCCCAUUCAGGUCAUUUAUCGAGUAGCGCAGCGCGGUGAACGUCUCAGAGCGCCACCGGACACCGACGAAGGCCUGAAAUCGCUUCUAGAUGGCUGUUUCCGUCAGCGACGACAGCAACGACCCACUUUCGAUGAGAUAGUGGCGUUCUGGCAAGCGUUUCAACGAGUCUUGAGGGAGCGAGAGCGAACAAGAAAUGCCGCGCUACCCACACCGCACUUGUCGACCAUCGUGGAGCGAUACCGUACCCAGAAGCGAGCGGCGCGACGGGGUCCACCAUCGCGGGCGUGA